This is a messenger RNA of Adelges cooleyi (spruce gall adelgid), 1582 nucleotides long. Its product is annotated as cysteine-rich PDZ-binding protein. Gene Ontology annotation, molecular function: microtubule binding. Bases 1030 to 1374 code for a protein of 114 amino acids. The transcript has a single exon. The record is from RefSeq and is a predicted model, not a curated record. Gene Ontology annotation, biological process: cytoplasmic microtubule organization. NCBI's taxonomy places the organism in Eukaryota, Metazoa, Arthropoda, Insecta, Hemiptera, Adelgidae.
AAGUUGUUGAUACUAAAUCAUUCAUAACAAUCUAAUCAUGGUUGAUCGAGUUUUGGUUUCGACAAAGUUGUGUUCUCACGUGACACAAAGUAAUGUUGUGUCUGAGACAGGAGUAGUGUACUUUUUAUUCUCAUUGACUAGCUAUAAGUAAAAAGCAAUAUACUAUAAUAAAUUAUUAAAUAAAGUAAUACCUGCUGGAAUAGACUCUUUUUCAUUAAUAAUAGUCAAACACUCUUUGUUUACACAUUCUCCGAUACAAUUCUUUAAUUUAUCUUUAUCGUAUUCAGACAACUCUUUGGCACCAAAACAAGAUUCGUCAUUUUUGAACAUUCGAUAAUGUAUACUCAGGUCUUUACAUUUUUCUUUCAAUGUUUCAUCUUCAAUGCGCUCUAAAGAGUUAACAAAUAUUCGUUGCUUAUAACUUUCAAGUUCAACACAAUUCAACUGAUUAAUUGCGUCUUUUUCACAAAUCGCUUGUGCACUAGGAGCCGAAUCGCCACGAACCAUCAUUUGAAACUUUUUCGCUUUCUUGGACAUUUCGUUAAUCGUUACCGAAAAUUUUUAUUUAUAAAUAACAACAAUAAUAAUAACAAAAAAAAAAUUUCAAAUCAAAACCGGAAUAUGUAGUUACCAAUAUUAAAUGUUGAAAAUAAUGAAAAUGAUAAGAAAUGGCGGCAAACGGUGCACAACGGUAAAUGGUAGUACCAAACUCAAAAAGUGACAUUGCAAAAUUAAUAGGUAUGUCAACAAGUUGUGAUAACCACAAAAUGGCUGCCGGUUUUAUUGGGUGGACGUGUAUUUCUUACGAGAGAAAACAGACUACCAUAUUGUAAAAAUUGUUAACGCAAGUUGUUGAUGUACCUAUUUAUAUUGUCAUCUCUCUGUUAUCAAUUAAUUCACUUGCUUACAAAUAUGAAUUUGUACUUGUGUUUAUGUACUUAAACAUACAGUUAUAAUAAUUAAUAUUACCAAUGCGUUAAUUGCUAUACGUUUGAAAAGAUAUUCAUAUUAGCUCUACAGUCACUCAUUAUGGUGUGCGAUAAGUGUGAGAAAAAAUUAGGAACCGCAGCUACACCCGAUCCGUGGAAAGCAGGAUCUCGCAACGCUAUUCAAACAAAUAGAGUUCAUGAUCAAGACAACAAACACCUGCAGCAAAUUUCCAAAGUUAAGACGUUGACUGGCGGUUCCAAGUCCUCAUCCUCCACUACGAAAACCACACCGUACAGUUUCAUCAGCAGUUGUCGCAUUUGUAAACAAAAAAUACACCUUCCGGGCAGAAAUUACUGUCAGUCGUGUGCAUACAAAAAAGGAAUUUGCGCUAUGUGUGGAAAAAAAAUUCUCGACAUACGCGGGUAUAAACAAUCCGCUACUUAACGUAACAUUAUCUCAAUUGAUAUUUUUUAUAAGUGAAUAUAUUAUUGAACAUCUUGUGUAUAAUAAUGAAAUGUAGAAAUAAUAGUACAUUGUAAAUGUACAUAUACUAAGAUAACACAUUACAUUGAAGUUUAUGUAGUUAAUAAUCAAUUACUUUUUUUUAUGCAAAUACAAGACAAUUUUGUGAUUUUUAUUGUGCUUGGAUUUU